GGCGGCGGCGGUGGCGGCGGCGGCGGGCUGGGCCGCGUCGUGCUGGAGGGCCGGGGCUAUGGCUUCCUGGGCUACGCUUUCGCCCAGCAUCGUGGAGUAUUUCGAGGGCGAGGACUUCUACCGCUGCGGCUAUUGCAAGAAUGAGUCGGGCAGUCGCUCCAAUGGCAUGUGGGCACAUUCCAUGACUGUACAGGAUUAUCAGGAUCUCAUAGACCGAGGAUGGCGAAGAAGCGGGAAAUAUGUGUACAAACCUGUCAUGAAUCAAACAUGUUGUCCUCAGUACACAAUAAGGUGCCGACCUUUACAGUUUCAGCCAUCAAAAUCUCACAAGAAGGUUUUGAAAAAAAUGUUGAAAUUUCUGGCUAAAGGGGAAAUUUCAAAAGGAAAUUGUAAGGAUGAGCCCAUGGAGCCCACCAUGGAGGAUGCUGUGGCUGGAGACUUUGCAUUAAUAAAUAAAUUGGAUAUACAGUGUGACCUUAAAACGCUCAGUGAUGACCUCAAAGAGAGCUUAGAGAGUGAAGAGAAGAAGAAAGCAAAGAGCCCAAAGAAGGAAGAAUGGAAUGAAUUAACCCAGUCACAGGAUAUGGAAGAGAAGUUGGGCUCUGGUGAACCGUCACAUUCAGUUAAAGUACAUACAGUUCCUCAGCCAGGCAAAGGGGCAGAUUUGAGUAAGCCUCCAUGUCGAAAAGCAAAGGAAAUCCGGAAAGAAAGGAAAAGGCUAAAACUCAUGCAGCAGAACCCAGGUGGAGAGCUGGAGAGUUUCCAGGCUCAGUGUCAGCCAUCCUCUUUGUUGCCACCAAAGGCUAAAUCCAACCAGCCCAAGUCACUUGAGGAUUUAAUUUUUGAAUCUUUACCGGAGAAUGCAUCACACAAGUUAGAGGUGAGGGUGGUGAGAUCAUCUCCACCAAGUUCUCAGUUCAGAGCCACAUUUCAGGAGUCUUACCAGGUCUAUAAACGUUACCAGAUGGUUGUUCACAAGGACCCACCUGAUAAACCAACUGUGAGCCAGGUGAGGUUAGUACCUGUCUCCUUUGAGGACCCAGAGUUCAAGUCGUCCUUCAGCCAGUCAUUUUCUUUAUAUGUCAAGUAUCAAAUGGCCAUCCACCAGGAUCCGCCCGAUGAAUGUGGCAAGACCGAGUUCACAAGAUUCCUUUGCAGCUCACCUUUGGAGGCAGAGAAUCCCCCUAAUGGACCAGAUUGUGGCUAUGGCUCCUUUCACCAGCAGUAUUGGCUUGAUGGGAAGAUCAUUGCUGUGGGGGUGAUUGACAUCCUCCCCUACUGUGUAUCGUCUGUAUAUUUGUACUACGAUCCUGAUUAUUCAUUUCUGUCUUUGGGUGUCUAUUCUGCGCUCCGAGAAAUUGCUUUUACUAGGCAACUUCAUGAGAAUACACCUCAACUGAGCUAUUACUAUAUGGGUUUUUACAUUCAUUCAUGUCCCAAGAUGAAAUAUAAGGGUCAGUAUAGACCAUCUGAUUUGCUUUGUCCUGAGACAUAUGUUUGGGUACCCAUUGAGCAGUGCCUGCCUUCACUUGAGAACUCCAAGUACUGCCGUUUCAACCAGGACCCAGAAGCAGUGGAUGAAGGUCGCAGCAAGAAACCUGACCGCCUGCAGGUGUUUUACAAGAAGACCAUAAUGCCUUACGGAGUUUACAAGAGACAGCAGAGAGACCCGAGCGAGGAGGCCGCCGUGCUGCAGUACGCGAGCCUCGUGGGGCAGGCGUGCUCCGAGCGCAUGCUGCUCUUCAGAAGCUGAACCAGCUCGUUCGCCUCGCCGCCCGGGCCCUUCUGCGUCGUGCGGCCAGCGUGUGCCACGGUGCAAGUUCAUUCCUCGGGGGAAACUCUGCAACCGUCCACAGAUUCGACUUUUUAAUUUUGAUGGCUAUUUGGCUUUUCUAAAAUAUUUUGUGGCAGUGUAUUUGUGAGAAUCUCAUGGUUAAUAUAAAGAUUUUAAAAUGUGUUACGACCUAGACUCAUAAUUGGGGUUUAUCAUUUCAGAAGUCUGUUUUAUGAACAAGAGAUGGUAAACUUCUCUUGUUAAUGUUUUGGAAAGUAGAAUUUAUAAAUGAAUCUUAAGUAAUUUAAAUCACAGUUGUGCUGUUUUGUACUGUUAGAUUAAAACACCGUUUCCUCACAUCCAUUUACAACAUCAGUUUAUGCUGAACCUUAGGUGUGGGGAGAAGGUGGGAAUUGUGUUUCAUCACUGAGAAAAUGGCUUCUCAAGGGAAUAAAAUUGGGCUGUUACUCAGUGUUGAAUAUUACAUUAUUGCCAAAUGUCCUAUUAUGUAGUUUAGUAGAAAACCUGAAAAAAAGGAAAUAGUACAGACCUCAAAAAAGGACAUUGUGUUAACAUCAGAUGUCUGUUUACCCAGGACAGUCCUAUUCGUGUCUGCUGUCUUGGCACGAUUAUUUUUCUUAGAAUAAUUAUUACUCAUGCUCCCUUUUACUCUCCAGAAUAUCCCAGUUUGGACAAUGAAAUAGUUAUGUAUUGCAUUGUCCAAACUGGGACGCUUUGCUUUUGUUUCUCAAAAUCUAAGAAGUGGAGUUUUUAAAGAAAAUUGUUGGUUCCUGCCUUGACCUAAGCCCCAUCAAAGGUAAACAUACACUAAUUUUUCUUAGAACUCAGGACACUUGUCUUUGGUUAUUGGUUAAAAAUUAGUUCCUAUCUGACUGCUCUUAUAGCUAUGCCACCCAUCACACUUAGUGAACUAGGAGUCGUUUUGACCUCUGUUCCAGGGCAGGAGGCAGAACCAUCCUCUUCUUGCCUUUUGAUUUGGGAGUCAGAGAGGAGACGCCACACUUAAGAGUCUGCAGCAGAGGCGGGCCCUUCUUUCCCUUUCCCGUCUCUUACUUGGUCCUUUACUCAUUCAGCAGAUGUCCCUUGCCCCCCCCCCAACUUUAAGGUGGCAGGACUGUGCUGGGAGGCAGGAGGGGGUCAGGCGUAGCAGCUCGAGGUUACCCCGAGGCGUGCUAGAGGCGGUGAGGGACGGAGGAAGCGCACCUGCCUGUGCUCUUUCUCAGCUCGUCCCCACCUGCUGGCACCUGCUUGGCCGCUGAGUCUUUUUCACUUCCCAUUUUGCCCAUUUUUCCAUUUUCCAUUGGUUGAUCUUUUUAAAAAACCAUAUUGUAAAACUUAGUAGCUUGAAUCCCACUACUGAUUUUAAACUGUUCUCCUAAAUGCACUGAGUUUAGAUAUAAAAUGUUAGAAAAUAAUUCCAGCUAGCUAGAAUAAAAGGAAGGAUCAUAAAACAAUGAUUCUAAAAAUCAAAUGUCUGAAGUUCAACAUCCAAAUAAAGUGUAUUUAUUCAUUCACGGAGAAUGUGUGUAACACCUACCAUGGGCAGGCACUUAGCUGCUAACUGGGGAUAGAGUAGUGAUGGCAUGGAUUUUGCAUUCUCUGGAAUUUUGUCCUUCAAAAUGGUCUCCUGAGAGCAUUUGAUAGGCUCUUAUUUAAAACUGCCUUCAGAAUCUAUAGAACAUUAAAAAAAUUUUUCCCUUUAAAGUGAAGAUAGUUUAAUUUUUUAUGAUUUAUGAAAAUGAUACUCUAAGCGGGUAAACAUUAAGAAAAGCAUAAAUAAGAAAGUAAGAAUGACCUGAUCCUAUUGAGUUGAAAGAAAUUUAAAAAUAGGACUUCAGAAGUAUUGUGAGUCAUCUCAGUAUUAUUGAUGUGAGUAGGGUAGGUCCGUACCUGGUACCCUUGGCAUUCAAAUGUCCAGGUUGAUGUCAUCAGGUGCAUUACCCUUCCUUUCCUCUCAGUGACUACCGUGUAGCAUGGAAUCCGUUAAGAUCACAACUCGAAUAUCAAAUGACAAGAAAGCUUGAAUCUUACUUCUUACCACAACUCUGGUUUCUUCCCGCAGAAUUCAGUUUAGGGUUCCUUCAGAGGAAAAGGAGUAAGCCCCCUGUGUGGGAACUGUGGUGCUGUCCCUGCAGGUGGCAUUCUAGGUUGGCUCCUGCGAAGCUCCAGAGAGAGCUGGGCACGAAGAUUCUUCUGCUUGGUGUAUUGGUUUUUUGAGAGUGGAUAGUGUUAUCGAUCCUAGGGAACAAAGUGUCUUCUGAAGACAGUUUCUUGUUCUUUUGAGUCCUCGCUGAGUGAAUGUUGAUAGUGGGCGGCAAAAGGACAGUCAAGGAAAGUGGCUUGGCUCGCUCAGGUGACAUGCGGUCUAGCUGAGAAACCGGAUUUUACGUUAAUGGCUGUCCUCUAAAGAAGGACACGUGAGAACCUUUCAGAGACAGUUAAUAUCUUUUCAAGGCUGGGAGCUUUGCACUCGCCAUCUUAGCAUUGUGGUCCCUUUCUGAUUCCAGAUAAACUUACACCUGCCUCCCUGUCUUGGGAGCAAAAGCGUAAUAGAGAUUCCCCAUGCUCCCAUCUUUAUGUAACUUAUUUCAGUUCUGUGAGAUUUUUGUUAUCUUAUUUUUUUUAAAUGUAAUCUGAGCACUUUUUUUUAAUAUUCUGAAAGAUAGAGGCUAUUAUCAGAUGAAUAUAUUCAUUUGAUUAAAAUUAUUUAGAUAAGAAGUUAUUACUGUUUAUGUUUACUUGCAAACAGCUUAUUCUAAGUUUUAUCCAUUUUGCAAAAUAUCAGUUGUAUAUGAUUUCUUAUGUAUUGGAAUUUACUAUGUAAAUGAACCUUUUCAGAUUUCUGGACAGUAUAUGGUUUGAUUUUAUAGGCUUUAUAUUAUUUCAGUAGAAUAAAGAUGAGAAAGAUGAUGGUCAGUUACUUAAAAUGUAUCUGUUGUUGCUCACUUUAAAGAAGGAAAUGAAGUAGAAACAAUUGGGAAAUGUUUGAAUUAGAAGUUCCUCAAAUGUGUAUUGUUUUUCAAAAGAAAACCAGUGACUGUAAGUCAAAACAAGUUUGAUUGCAUGUGAUUUUUUUGCUCUUGUAUAUGCUUUCUGAACAGUCCAUUUGAUAAAGCUUGAAUGGAAAAAAUAAAACUUUCUAUCUGCA
Molecule: messenger RNA, 4943 nt
Organism: Hippopotamus amphibius kiboko
Lineage: Eukaryota; Metazoa; Chordata; Mammalia; Artiodactyla; Hippopotamidae
Gene: ATE1
Product: arginyltransferase 1
Exons: 13
Coding region: 59-1753 (564 amino acids)
Biological process (GO): protein arginylation
Cellular component (GO): cytoplasm
Molecular function (GO): arginyl-tRNA--protein transferase activity
Source: RefSeq, a predicted model, not a curated record